UGACGUGAAUUUCCGAAAGUCAAUUUUUUUUUUUCCUUCCUGAAUUCCACCACCUUCCUCCUUGCCAACCCAAAGAACCCAAUACUAGAUUAGGCACUUAAUUAGUCACAAUACUUGUCUUUAAAAUUCAGACACUCUGCCAUCUAUAUUGAACACUGCAAAUCAUUUGGAUUCUGAGACUAAAUUCAGAUUUGGUCUCCCUUUUUCAUCUUUUACCAAAAUUUCUACACAUUCUACGACGCCGCAAGAAUCCUUACAUUGAAUUAGACCAUCAUCUCUAUUUUUUACCUUCCUCCACUGUUAUAUAUAACCCAAAAUUCCUUACUAAAACGACGCAAAAUGGAGUCAGCAUGGUCCUUGAUAUCGCCAUGCAUUCCUUAUCUUGUUUCAUUUCUUGCUCUUUUUCUUCUUCUUGAACAGAUUUCUUACCUAAAGAAAAAGCAGUUUCUCCCAGGACCAAAACUGGUUUUUCCAUUCAUAGGCAACGCCAUUUCCUUAGUAAAAAAUCCGACCGAAUUCUGGGAAAUGCAAUCUUCGUAUGCUAAGUCAACUCCCAUUGGAAUCUCCGCAAACUACAUCAUCGGCCGCUACAUUCUCUACAUAUACUCCACCGAUCUUUCCCACAAAAUCUUCGCGAAUGUCCGGCCUGACGCCUUUCAUCUCGUUGGCCAUCCCUUUGGGAAAAAACUCUUCGGCAAGCAUAACUUAAUCUACAUGUUCGGACAAAAACACAAGGAUUUACGUCGUCGUAUAGCGCCCAAUUUCACGUCGAGAGCCCUUCAAACAUAUACAAAUAUCCAGCAGCGGAUCAUCCUCAAUCACCUUAAAUCCUGGUGCCAGAAAACUGGAAAUGAAUCAUCUGGGUCUAUUCCACUUCGUAUCCUCUGCCGGGACAUGAAUUUGGAGACCUCCCAAACAGUUUUUGUCGGGCCUUACUUAAGCUCGGUGGCGCGUGAGCGGUUCAACAUAGACUACAAUUAUUUCAAUGUUGGACUAAUGAAGCUACCGAUUGAUUUACCCGGUUUUGCGUUUAGAAAUGCGAGGCUUGCUGUAGAGAGAUUGGGGGAGACACUUGCAGGUUGUGUUGAAGAAAGUGAGAAGAAAAUGAAGAAUGGUGAAGAACCCAGUUGUUUGAUUGAUUUUUGGAUGCAGGAACAUUUAAGGGAAUUAAGCGAAACAAGCAAUAACCCAUUUGAAUUGACAUAUAAAGAAAUUGGAGGCCAUUUAUUUGAUUUCUUGUUUGCAUCACAAGAUGCAUCAACUUCAUCUUUACUGUGGGCGGUGGCUUUCUUGGAUUCACACCCUGAAGUUUUAGAGAGAGUGAGGGAAGAGGUGGCGAAAUACUGGGCACCAGAAUCCGACACCAUGAUCGCCGCGGAGCAGCUAAGGGAGAUGAAGUAUACAGAGGCGGUGACACGUGAGGUGGUGAGAAUCCGAGCUCCGGCAACUAUGGUGCCACACACUGCUGGAGUGGAUUUCCGGCUGACGGAGAAUUAUGUUAUUCCCAAGGGGACUAUUGUAUUUCCUUCGGUUUUUGACUCUUCUUUCCAGGGGUUCACUGAACCGGAACGGUUCGAUCCGGAUAGGUUCAUGGAGGAGAGGCAGGAGGACCGAGUUUAUAAAAAGAACUUUCUAGCAUUUGGAGCUGGGUCCCACCAAUGUGUGGGCCAGAGGUACGCCAUCAACCAUUUGAUGUUGUUUAUUGCAAUGUUUGCCACUUUGAUUGAUUUCGAAAGGGAUAGAACUGACGGCUGUGAUGAAAUUGCUUACGUCCCUACGAUUGUUCCUAAGGACGAUUGCAGAAUUUUUCUUUCACAGAGGUGUAGCCGAUUUCCAUCUUUUUGAUGACGGAAAUACCCUUUGUAUUUAAUUCUUUUGUACGGUUGUAUUUGAAAGGGAGAUUGAUUUGUCAAGGGUGUAUUAGUCAAGUAGAAAAUUGGGUCAAAUGGUUUGAUUAUUUGUUAUUUCU
Olea europaea var. sylvestris is the source of this 1969-nucleotide messenger RNA. RefSeq names its product cytochrome P450 710A11-like. NCBI's taxonomy places the organism in Eukaryota, Viridiplantae, Streptophyta, Magnoliopsida, Lamiales, Oleaceae. Gene Ontology annotation, molecular function: oxidoreductase activity, acting on paired donors, with incorporation or reduction of molecular oxygen; heme binding; iron ion binding. The coding region runs from base 340 to 1845 and encodes 501 amino acids. The record is from RefSeq and is a predicted model, not a curated record. Gene Ontology annotation, biological process: sterol metabolic process. The transcript has a single exon.